AUGGAAACUGUUUGCUUCGAAUCCUAUGAAGCGAUGCUGGACCCCAAUUCGCUUCUGCGAAAACAAUUUCCAGAUCUCGAUAUUCCAUCCUAUCGGGGAUUGCACUACUUUGAACUGCUCACGGCGUUUCUGGGAUGUGUCUUCUACACGUUCUAUUUUAUCAUUUUUGCUGUUCACGGUAAGACGUUUUUCGUCGCUGAGCUGACAUUCUACGCAAUUUUUAUGGUGCAAAUUUUGAGCUUUGGAUCUGCCCUUAUUAUUCAAAAAUUCUCCUUUGUCCUCAAUUCCAUAGAAUACGCCACAUUCGCUUCAAUCCCCUAUGUUCCCAACUUCGUGGUCUCAGUGUGUGACAAAAUUGUGAUUGCUCAGAUGCCAAUGUAUUGGUUUACGGUCAGCGCAUUUUUGAUCAUCCAGGUUGCACAGUUUUCCAACCAAAAUCCUCGCAGCAUCCGUCUUGCUCACAUUUACCUUGCUCCUAUUGGAAUUAUUGUAUUCUUGGUUUCCCUAAUUUCACCGGUUAGUUUCACUCCCUCAUUUUCCGAGAACCGGAAAUCUUUUCCAGGACCAUAUGAAACAUUUAAUGGCGGUCGUGUGUUUUCUGAUCUGGUGGAUUUAUCGCAAACAUAUGGUCGCCCAAUUGUACAGCCAGGAUAUGUCCGCCAAAGACAUUUCGAAUAUGCGCCAGUUGAAAUCUGGCUGUCGUGUCAGGCUUUCGCCACAUUGAUGUUCCAUCUGCUCGAGUUGGGGGUUGCAUUGGCUAUAAAAUCAUCCGUAAUGGAUUCGGACCGCCAGAUUUAUUACGAAUUCUACAAAAAGGAGGUGUUUCGAGGAAUACUAACAGUAGCGAGCUACCUCAACGCGUUUUUGUUUUCCUGGUCCACCAUCGAUUUCGUCAAGAAAAACCCCGAAAAAGAGAUCACAACUCUCCCAGUUUUUGUGAAUGGGACCCUUCCAAUGGAAUCAAUGUCCCGGCGGCCAUCAGAAGUCUUUUCUCGUCGCCCAUCAGCAAUUUCAGCGUUCUCCUUGAACAAUGUGUCUCCUCUAACUCCAAGUCCAAGAGAUGCUAAUAUGCUCCACAUCUAA
This is a messenger RNA of Caenorhabditis briggsae, 1083 nucleotides long. Bases 1 to 1083 code for a protein of 360 amino acids. The transcript has 6 exons. The record is from RefSeq and is a predicted model, not a curated record. NCBI's taxonomy places the organism in Eukaryota, Metazoa, Nematoda, Chromadorea, Rhabditida, Rhabditidae.